Messenger RNA from Linum tenue, 837 nucleotides. NCBI's taxonomy places the organism in Eukaryota, Viridiplantae, Streptophyta, Magnoliopsida, Malpighiales, Linaceae. The record is from the annotation of a GenBank genome assembly.
AUGACGAGGAAGAAGGUGAAGCUGGCCUACAUCGCCAACGACUCGGCCCGCAAGGCCACGUUCAAGAAGCGGAAGAAGGGCCUCAUGAAGAAGGUGAGCGAGCUCAGCACCCUCUGCGACAUCCAGGCCUGCGCCAUCGUCUACUCCCCUUACGACUCCCACCCGGAGACCUGGCCGCCGACCGCCGCCGGCGUUCACAGCGUGCUGUCCCGGUUCAAGAAGGUGCCGCAGAUGGAGCAGUGCAAGAAGAUGGUGGACCAGGAGAAGUUCCUCGGGGAGCGGAUCAAGAAGGCGGCGGAGCAGCUCAGGAAGCAGGAGCGGGAGAAUCGGGACAAGGAGGUGGCUCAGGCCGUCAGCCAGUGCCUCGAAGGGAAGAUGGCGCUCCAUAGCUUGACGUUGACUGAUCUUGACGUCAUUUCCCGCUACAUCGACGGGCAGCUGAAGGACGUCGACCGCCACAUCGCGGAUCUGGGCCGUGGUGGGCCGACUGGGCCGGAUUCGAGUCAGGCCAUUGGGCCGGAAGUGGUUGUGAACAGUGGGCCCAAGGAGGAGUAUGCGGAGAGUAUUGAGAGCAUGCAGAGGCAGCAGUGGUUUAUGGAGAUGAUGAACCCGGCGCCACCGCCGGGGCCGAUCCCGGUGACGGCGGCGGAGCGGCAGAUGGGGUUCGUGGGGGAGGGUCUGAUGAUGAUGGCGCCGUCUGCGGCGGUUGGGGGCGGUGGCGGGUUGCAUUUUGGGGAGAGUUCGAGUGCCGUCGGCGGCGGCGGUGGGGGUAAUGGUGGUUAUAAUAACAGCAAUGGUAAUUCGUUCUGGGGUGGUAAUCCUUUCUUGAUGGAUUGA